CUUGCACGUCGCGAGUCUUCCUACGUGCAGCUGCAACACGAGACUUCAGAUUUAGCCGAGUGCUCUCUGAACGACAUUGUCUACGUAGCAGCUUGUCCGUAACGCCAGCAAUUUGAUGGCGUCGGCAUCAUGGAGUCCUGAUCCUGUGCUGAUGAACAUGGACCUCGUAGAGCUGUUGGAAACGGUGGCAUGCAGAAUUUCUAGGGAUGUUGCCUCUAUGAGAGAUGACAAAGCGAGCCGAAAAGCCAUUGAUGCUUACGCUUGCGUCCCUACGAAGAGCUCAGAACUCCUACUCUCAAACUGCUCGCCUCCCCACUGAGGUUCUGGAAGAGAUAUUCCUGCAUGGCUCGCCGUCCUACUCGAGAGACAAUCUCGCCGAUGAUUGGGUAUCGAUGUCGGCACAGUGGGUUUACCUACGUACAAUCACCCAUGUCUGUCACAGGUGGCGAGAGGUCGCGUUGGAUAUUCCCAAGUUGUGGACCCAUUUUGACGAUUCCUGCAAAGCUGUCCAGCAGGUUUUCCUUCAGCGUUCCGCUUCUGCCGAGAUCAGCAUCGCCACCUGGACCAAAAACCCUAGUCCUUUUCUUCAAAUGUUGUUGACCUCCCACGCUCCACGCUUGCAGGAACUACGGUUGCGAUCCUACGAUGACAGCGAUGAUGCGUUUCAGUUCACUGUGAAUGCUGUGCAGCUUCUACGACUGAAGCUUGGAGGGUUUAUAAGGUCAAAUACUCAACUGUCCACAACGCUGUUCGCCGCUUGUGCACCGUCUCUACAGCAGCUAUGUCUGGAACGCAUCCAUUGGGUGCCAAAUCAAAAAUUCGAACAUCUCACCGCCCUAUAUCUCGAGACUCCUCAAGCGCCUCUCAGGGACCUCUUGAACUUGCUGUCUAAUUGCUGCAAAUUAUCGGACUUAUUCAUCUGGGACCCUAAGUUCACAUUCAAUACCGACGAUCUAGAGAGUCGGACGGUGUCGUUGCCCAAACUGCGUAGAUUUGCCAUGAGCGACGAUUCCAUUCACGGCGCGAGAGCGGUGAUUUCUGCUCUCAAUAUCAGUCCUGAUGCCGCAAUACAGCUUGGCCAACGAUGCGUAAUGGGGCAGCCCCUGUUGAAUGUGCUUUCUCAGCUACCGCUUGUCGGGGCAACAACCAAGGUCUUUGUCGACCCCGAGUUUGUCAUCGGCACAAGCUCUUUGUCCGGCAUUCGCGGCCCCUACGAUAUCAUUGCGGCACUACCGCUGCCACAGAUCCAGGAGCUGUGGCUACCCGCACCUACAGAGAUUACUUCGACGCACGUUUCCGAUCACUUUAUUCGUCUGUUCCCGCGCAUGCUCAGCUUGGAAACUUUGGUGAUCACCGAUGUGCUCCGAAUUGAAGACACUCUGGUUGGCUUGAUGCACCCAGGGGGCAACAAGAUCCGCCCUAAAUGCCCCAAACUGCAUACACUCCGCGUAAUGUUCCAGAGUUGGCGAUAUGACCCUCCCCCAGCCUCCGUCGUCAAGCUUCUUGCUCACCACCAACAGGUACUUCAAUUAUCGCACCUAUCGAUAGAGUAUCUCCCAACUUAUGCAGACGGGGCGAAACCACACGUUAUGGUCAUGAAAACCAUGUAUGACCAUCACUUCCCUUCAGUGGAGUAUAAAGCGUUGCAGAACACACCGGAAAUGACAAUACCUCAAAUCUGCUUCGGCAUAAGAGGGCAUUACUGGCCCUCCUUCUUAGACCGGCGGAUGGACCGCUUCUUCUGAUGUCGUGUCCCACACCUUGCCCGGACUUCCCUUUCCUACCGGCAUACAAGAACACUGAAGA
This is a messenger RNA of Laetiporus sulphureus 93-53, 1806 nucleotides long. RefSeq lists its product as uncharacterized. Gene Ontology annotation, molecular function: protein binding. The coding region runs from base 225 to 1745 and encodes 506 amino acids. The transcript has 4 exons. NCBI's taxonomy places the organism in Eukaryota, Fungi, Basidiomycota, Agaricomycetes, Polyporales, Laetiporaceae. The record is from RefSeq and is a predicted model, not a curated record.